AUGCCCAAAACGUGUCUGAUCACUGGCUGCUCCGACGGGGGCAUUGGCUGUGCCCUCGCCUUCGCCUUCCAAGAGAGGGGAUACCAUGUCAUCGCGACCGCCCGGUCGCCGGCAAAGGUGCCGCAGACCCUCCACGCCGCCGACAACGUCACUGUUCUCGCACUGGAUGUCGCUAGUUCAGCGUCCAUUGUGGCCGUGGCAGAAACAGUGAAUGCGCAGACGGGGGGCAAGCUCGAUGUGCUGAUUAACAACGCCGGUCUGGGAUGCGACAUGCCGGCCUUGGAUACUUCCAUCGCCAAAGCCAGGGAGCUCUUCGACGUCAACUUCUUCGGCGCCCUCGAGAUGAUCCAGGUGUUCAGUCCGAUACUGGUCAACGCAGGGGGGUGUGUUGUCAACAAUUCAUCUGUUGGCGGCCAAUUUCCCAUCCCGUUCAUUGGCAUCUACCAAGCAACCAAGGCGGCUCUCAUCCAGGCCGGCGAGGUCUUGCGUCUUGAAAUGGCUCCUCUUGGAGUACGUGUCAUGACACUUCUCACUGGAGGGGUCGACACGAACUUUCUUGGGAAUCUGCCCCCUGUUGUUCUACCGGAGAACUCAUACUACACUGGCAUCAAGGAUAUCAUAGAGCAUCAGCCUGACCGGGUUCCCUUUGCUAUUACACCAGCGAAAUACGCAAAGGAUGUUGUCUGUCAGGUUGAAAAUGGAACCACAGGCAAGUAUUGGAUCGGGGGGGCUGCCAGUAUGGCUCGCUUCUCAUUGUGGGCUCUACCCCAAUGGAUUCUUGUAAGCUCUAUAUUUCCUCUGUGA
Messenger RNA from Penicilliopsis zonata CBS 506.65, 804 nucleotides. RefSeq lists its product as hypothetical. The transcript has 2 exons. The record is from RefSeq and is a predicted model, not a curated record. Gene Ontology annotation, biological process: triglyceride catabolic process; phosphatidic acid biosynthetic process. Lineage: Eukaryota; Fungi; Ascomycota; Eurotiomycetes; Eurotiales; Aspergillaceae. Gene Ontology annotation, cellular component: lipid droplet; endoplasmic reticulum. Gene Ontology annotation, molecular function: acylglycerone-phosphate reductase (NADP+) activity; triacylglycerol lipase activity. Bases 1 to 804 code for a protein of 267 amino acids.